This is a messenger RNA of Penicillium concentricum, 319 nucleotides long. RefSeq names its product ATP synthase subunit epsilon family protein. Lineage: Eukaryota; Fungi; Ascomycota; Eurotiomycetes; Eurotiales; Aspergillaceae. The record is from RefSeq and is a predicted model, not a curated record. The coding region runs from base 98 to 319 and encodes 73 amino acids. Gene Ontology annotation, molecular function: proton-transporting ATP synthase activity, rotational mechanism. Gene Ontology annotation, cellular component: mitochondrial inner membrane. Gene Ontology annotation, biological process: proton motive force-driven mitochondrial ATP synthesis. The transcript has 3 exons.
CCUUGACAUCCCGAUCCUCCGAAGUCGAACGCUUCCAAACUCACCCGAACCGUUUUCACCCCUUCAAUCGAACCAUACCUCCCACAUUCUCUUCAAAAUGACUGCUGCCUGGAAAGCCGCCGGUUUGACCUACAACCGCUACCUGGCCAUCGCCGCCCGCACGGUGCGCCGUUCCUUGAAGGAAGGUCCUCGCCUCGCAUCUGAGCGCCGCGGCCAGAUGGACCUCCGUUUUGCCAAGUGGGAGAACGGCAAGCAGGGUGAUGUCAAGUCCCUCGCCCAGGCCAACAACGAGGCCAUCGCCAAGGCUGCCGAGAAAUAA